Molecule: messenger RNA, 17532 nt
Organism: Porites evermanni
Lineage: Eukaryota; Metazoa; Cnidaria; Anthozoa; Scleractinia; Poritidae
Source: the annotation of a GenBank genome assembly
AUGAAUCGAAUCAGAUCGGCUUGCUUGAAAACAAGUUCCUCCAAAACCUGCUUCGCAAGUUUGUCCGGGGACCUUGCGGAGGCAAUAGGACUGAGAGUUCAGGUGUGUCUUGAGAAAUUUUUCUUUAUUCUGCUUUAUUGCCUAGAGCAAAAAAAAAAAACAGUGAAUCGAAAGUAUCGGUUUUGCUUGGCAUAAGACUUAAACAAUUCCUUGUUUCUUAGUCACAUAUGCUCUUUGUUGAGCUACAUACUUUUUCUUUUCUUUAUUUUUUAUAAUAAUCCAUUUUUCAUUCAGUACCCUUAAUUCACAUAGUGCACCCUAUAUCAUACCUACCAACCUCCGGAAUACAAAAAUCUGGAGACGUCUAGAAGUCUUUGUAUUGUAAGAAUGUCAUUUUCGACAAUGUCUGAAUACUCUCCGAGAAUCACCUGAAGGCCUUAUGAAUGUUCCCGACAUCCAUAACAGGGUGCAAAAACCACGCCAACUUUCUACAAUGUAUUGUUCAAUUUGAUUGGGUGAUUUCUGACCAAUUACUAUACUCGAUAUCAAUUUGAUUGCUCUGUUUUAUGUUUUCCAAUCGAGAACAGCUCUAAUAAGAGCACUAAAUCCAUUUCUUUUUUUAUUUUCCUUUUUGACAUCUCAAAACUAAAGAAAUUAAUGAAAAAGUUUUGAAAAAGGCCCAGUAGGUAUUUCCCGAAAGAUUUGGUGCUCUAACUGGGAGACAAAAUCUGUAACAAAAGCAGCUGAAUGCAAGUUGAUAAAAUUCUUCUUACUUGCAAUUGCCUAGAGCAAUUAUUCCCCUCUUUUUUUGUACACAGUUUUUAAUGGAAUCAAACCACUAUGAGAUGUAGUCGCAUUUCCAAAGCUUAUCAUUUUCUUAAAAAAUUAGCUACAUGUGUGGAUAGCAUGCUAUUUCACUGUUUUUAUGAUUCUUAAAACUUCGUUUCAAAAUAUUUCGAAAAUGCUCUCAUAGAAUUUGUUCAAACUUUGCCAUAAUUGAGGCAAUUAAGAAGAGCAUUUGAAUUUACCAACAUGCAGAACCAAGAUGGCAGUGACUGGAAAAAAAAUUCUACCAGGAGAUUAAAAAGCCCCCACUAUUUUUCUCCUGACAUAUGUUUUGUAACACUUAUUUUUUACUGUGAAAGGUGUGGACCCAGGAGUCAUUUAAAAGUAGGUUGAGUUUGAUCGUUUGUAAAGUAUUUGUUGGCAAUUCCUAAACUGUUUAUAGGGGCAACCAUUUGCUCUUCGACUACAGUGGGAAAAUGGCAGUGCUUUUACUAGCUGGUCUGGAGAAGUUAUUCACAGCAAAAAGCAUGAUCUCUCAACUGGGUCUUCUUCUGUUGUUGUACUUGGAAAAAAGUUUGCUGAUUCACUGGGACUGGAUAAGGAUCAACAGGUAAUACGUAAUAAAGAAACAUUUCAGUCAGCCAGGAAAAUUACUUUCCUUUUUAUCUUUGUAUUUAAUUUGUAGGGCCGCUGUGCACCCAGGCUGUGCAGUAGCUGCCUUCUCUGUCCGAACCAGAUAAAGGUGCUCUAGAAAGGAAGGAACUAUAUCAUGGCAGUGGAAGCUGUUCUGCUUAAUUUGCCAAUUACUUGCUAUGAAUUGCAACAUUCUUGAAGAAAUUUCUUCUUAAUGACAAAAUCAUUAAUUUAAGUCUGUUUUCAAAUCCUGUAUGGUGUGAACUUUUAUUCAUGUGAAAUUUUUACAAAUGUUUUCCCCACGUGCAGUAGUAAAGGAGUUAGGAAAGGAGAAUUUAGCCUGAAUUUUAGCUGCCUCCUCUGCCCGCUAAGUCACUCUCUCCAUGAAUUUCAGGCUAACAAGAGUUUUUAUGGUCAUUAUUGUGACCUGAUGUUGGUAUUUUUCUUUUUUGUUGAUGUCAUUCAAGGUCCUUGUUGAACCUGUUCUUAGCAUCCCAUCAUGCAACAGAAUCAGCGUAGAUCCACUCAGUGCCAAUGACUGGGAAAUCUUGGUAAGUUGUUUAAGACAACAUCCAGAGGCUACUUGAAAACUGUGAACACUAAUGAUUUUAUUAAUAAAUUCAAAGAAGUUUAAAAAUUCUCAGGUUCUAUAUAGUGUGAAAAGGAGUCAUACUAGUAAAGGUACCUGUGGCCUUGCAGGACUACCGAAGAAUCAUCAAAUGAUAAAAAAUUUGGGGUUUAAUGGGGUUUUUUGUUUGUUUAAGGUACUUGGCAUACAGUCUCUAUCCUCUGCAGUCAGGCCUUGUGGUGUUGUAAUCGGAAGUCUUUGGAAAAGGCAAAAUGAAUGGAAGAUUCUCCACAGCACUAACUUAUAUUUAAUUAUUGCUAAAUUUUUAUUGGAAUACCCAUUGGGAGCCUCUGUGGAGGAGAGAGGUUUAUGUUACGGGUAAAAGUUAUAUUCAGGUUAAAAUUUUUUAACCUAGGUUGAUUUUCCAUUUUUUUUUUGUCUCCUAGCCCUGAUUAUUCAUGAAUUAGAGCUGGAAGACAAAGGAAACUUAGAAUCAAUCUAGGUUAAUGUUAACCUGAAUUUAAUUUUGACCUGCAACAUUAUAUACAGUACUGUAGUGGUCAAAAUGAUGGCACUUACAAGCACCUCUAAUCAGAUAAAGUUUUAUUUCAUGUUUUGAUUUGUCAGGAACUUCAUGCUGGAUAUAUUGAAAGCCAUCUUCUUAACCAAGUGCGUGUGGUGUUUCCGCAUCAGAAACUUCCAAUCUGGAUUCAAAAUAAUACAUGUGUGGUUGUUCAAAUUGGUAAGGUAGAUCAAUGUUUGUGGAAGAUGGUAAAUGUUGGUCCACAGUAAGUAAAAGUUUGAGAAGGUUUCAAUGAAAUUUUCUUUAUGUGGUGUGGGGAAAAGAAAUAAAAUCUGAAGAGUAUUCUUUAAAGUGUGUAGAGAGGAUUCCAUUCAGCAUAGUAUAUUACAACAACAUCAUUUCUUUCAUGGGGUCUUUUUUAGUGUGCUUUUAGUCCCCUACAUCAGAUCCCUUGGGCUUACACAAAUCAAAACAAACAAAUAAUGCAGAUUGAUAGGUGCAUGUAUUGCAUGAAUGCCUAUCUAUGGUAAAAAGUCUUCUCUAACUGGAUUUAAAAAAAAGUAUAAAAAUAUUUGUGAAAAGCGUACUGAUUAAAAAGGUUUCGUUUCAAUGGUCACACCUCAUUUCCAGUCAAUCAAACAAACAACAAACAAACAAUACUUUGUAUUUACACAUAUUGCCCUGCAAAUUAGCAAAGAAAUGCUAUUCAAGGCAGGGAAAAGUAAGUAUUGAAAACAAUGAAAAUUAGUCAACAUAACAUUACAGAAGCUGAUCUGUAUAAUUACAAUCUUCCUUCUUCUCUUUUCCCCCUUUUAGAAAGGAGGCAAUAAUUAUAGCUCCAUUGACAUCCAAGGAACAGGCAUCAGUUGCGUUUUUCUAAUAUCAGUAUAACUUACAAUCCUCUAACCUACUCCGCUCCUUUCCCUACAGUUGAUCUGGAGCCUUGUACCAACUGUGUGAGACUUGAUGAGUUUACAGAAGUUGUUGUAUCACCAAAGACAAGAGAUACAAAAAGUGUCAAACAAGGUUCUGUUUCUUCCUCUCAAUUCACCUCACAGACAAUCAGUCAAACCUCUGGGAUUCCAGACUCUGCACAACAGCUUGCAGAGACAAGUGGUCUAUCAGAUGGUAACAGACAGCCGUCCACAACUGCUUGUAGUGUUGUAGAUACAGAAGAACAGUCUAGAGUCAUUGACACUGGCCUUUUGUCCAGAUUUUCUAGUUACUUUCACACACUAUUUUAUGCUAACGGUAACAAAUCUGUUACAAAUGAAAAUCAGACAUUAGAACCCUUGCAGAGCAGUGAACCUCAAUUGGCUUAUAGUACAUCUAAUGGCGGCAAUACAAUAAGAACUUUUGCAUCCACUUCUCAACUUGACGAAAAUGUUUCGGGGGAAACUGACUUUGAUAUGUGGUUACGAGUACAACCAGAACUUUCAAUGGCCAGCAACAUUUCAAAAUCAUCAGCACUCAAAUACGCAUUUCAGCCAUCUGCAGUGUUUGUUGACUUUGCAUCAUUACCACCAAAAGUUCUGAAGUCAUGGACCUGUAAUCUGGACUUCUUUCCACCAACUGAUGGAACAAUUGUAAAAACAGUGCAAAUAACUAAAUUACUGUCACCAAAAGAAAGGGCUACUGCAUCAAGCACUGCAGCUACAGUUAACAGAGUACCAAACAGUGAUUCAAUAACACAGGAAACUGGUGUAACUGAUGAAACUGAAUCUUUGAGCAGAGCAAGUCAAGGUAUGAAAAGAAGGAUUUUUUUACAAAUCGAAUGUGAAUGUUUGUACAUCCGGUGCUGGGUGACUAACCGCCUACCCCUCCCCUAAGUCACAAUUUUGCCCUAAGUAAGAAGUAUAUAGCGUUAAUGUUGACUUGGGGGGAGAGAGGAAGUCAGUUGUCCAGAAACUUCAAUUAAUCCAAUCCCCAAUCUCUUUGACCAUCACAUUUUUUAAUUAGUUUUAAGUUCUAUUCUUGAUAUCAAGCUGACCAAGCUACUGCAUGCUGUAAGACUUCGGUUGGAACUAGCAGUAGGAGUGCCCUGUGAGAGUGCCAUAUCCCCGUAAAAGCCCAGGUAACAAAAGUGAUGAGUUUUAAAUUUGUUAAUUCUCACAGAUAUACAACCUUCUCACUGGAUUGUAAACAUGGUGAUGACAAGCAGCAGCAGUAGUACCCUUAGCACUAUCACUAAACAUGGCUCUCGCAAAUUGGGUGUGGCAAGUCAUGUAUUACCGCACCACAUUGUUAUGUCCAAUGAGCUACGACAUCUACUUGAUACAAAGGAUCUGUCGUUAGUUAAAGUUCAGAGUGUCUCGUAUGGGCCUUCAGUCAUCAAAGGGAUUAUAUUACAUCCCUUUGGAGAUAAUACACAAGAGGUAUAUAUUUAAAUAUAAAUCAUAUUAUUUUUAUCAACAAUUGAUUUUAGGAAAGCUUUUUUGAAGGUGGCCAUGGCAACCAAUGGAAUGUUAACCACUAAUGGCACUAGAAAAAAUAGCUUUAAUUAUUACAAUGAAAAUUCAGACUGUAUACAGUCUGAAUUUGCAUUGUACUAGUAAUAAAGCAAAAUAGGGCAUGGCAAAUGUAACAAAGUGGCCCUAGGAAAAAAUGGAAUACCUAGAAUAUUCACUGUGACCAUGAGGUAUAUAAAGAUGGAAAAGCAGGAAUUAAAAUGGAUUGGAUAUCAGAUGACCAAGGGAAGACAAGGAAGAAGGGAUUGCUCAGGAACAUUAGUUACCGGUACAUGUAUUUGGAAGAAAGCCGACCAGAAAAACAGUAAAGUUAUCAAGUGAAGAUAGUGUGUAAUUUUGCAGCAUAAUACAUGUAUUAUGUUGAGAGUACGGAGAGUAACGAGAAUUGCUCUUUCCUUCUGGUCAGUGUAAGAAAUAGUAUUGUCAAUUUUGUCAACUUCCUAACCUGCAAACAAGAAAAGUCUACUUGCUUGUGUAUUGUUCACUUUAACAAAAACAUGUUUAGAGCCUUUUGUUCACCUACUGUAUUUCAUUUCAGGACAUCCCAUCCUCAAGUGUGUUAGAUGCUUUUCGUAAGUGGAUAUGUUCUGUGUGUAACAGAGAGACACCCUUGUUACUUUGCAGUGGAAUGUUGUUGACCUGUGAUAUUCCUCAAGGUAGGCCUGCAUUCCAGAUAUGCGCUGAUAAUUAAAAAUAUGAAUAAAUGAUGUAUUCGUCUCUACUUUCAUCCAGCAAGAGUAGUGGGAAAUAAAGGAAGCUCAUACAUUCUGCAGCAACUGAAUUCACUUUAUCACUUAUAACUGAACAAUGCAUGUCAGAGUGCUACUGUUACUCUUACAAAGGAAAAUAAAUGUUUUCAAAGACAUUAUUUACUACUUGAAUGAAAACAAAAAGGAAAGAAAGAAAGAAGAAAAAAGAAAGAGCUAUAUUCUUGGACCAUCAUGCUGAUUAUUUUAUGAUAUGACAUGGCAUGUAGUUUUUGGGGAUCAGAAAAAGUAGUCAACUGAGAUAACUGAAAGUGUGGUGAAGUGAAAUUGAGAUAAUGAAGUUUGACUUUUAUUACUUGUUGUUCUCAUUUGUUAUGAUAAUCAAUCUUCAAUUAUGUGAUUUUAUUUUGCAGCAGGUCAUUCUGUUCAGUUUGUCGUGACAGUACUAAGCCACGAUGAACAAACCUCCAACUCAGCAGACAGACUUUCAUAUUAUCAACUUACCCCUGAAACUCUUAACAGUGUAACAGUUGUCACUGGAACUCCUUCAAAUUCAUUGAACAAUCCUUCUCCAGUGAUAAGUCCUCUUGAAAGCAGGGCACAAAAUCUUAAGCAUAGUAUUGCAGAUCUGGGGUAAGAAGUUAUAAUCAAGUUAUUUUAUGUACCAUAGUAAUACAAUGCUACUAAAGCAGGGCCUGAGGACAUGAUAUAUAUAAAAGCUUGGAUACAUUCAAAGCAGUUUGGUCAAUUUAAUUAUUAUAUGCAAUAAUGAUUUACAGGUGUAGUUUAAAUACAGAGUUUCUCAAGGAUUAAAUAUUCAACGUACUAUUGCCCUUCGUUAUUUUGUGCUUAAGCUUGGCAAGUACCCUGUACAUCAGUAACUCUACACUGCAUAUUUAUAGCCAGUAACCAUUUUAUUUUGUAUCAUUUUUUCUAUUAGUUAAUCCAGGCACAUUAAGUCACCCCUCCCUCACCCCACUUCCAGCAUUUUAUGGGUCAGGCGAGGUCCUAUUAAUUGGCCUUAAGGGAACUAUGGUGUUCCGCAAAUGAACUCAUUUCCUUCAUGACACAACAUCACAAGUGUAAGAUCAGAAGAGUAAAAAUUUGUAUUUGUACGUUUCUUUUUUUUACAGUGGAGUGACAGAGUGCUUUCACAAGUGCCUAGACCAUGCUUUGGCUGCCUUAAAACAGAGGCUAGUAGCAAAUCACCUUGGUGGGAACAUUAUCACAGGAUUACGCAGUGGAGCUUUGUUAAUUUGUGGCAGUGGUGCAGGAGCUGGGGUCGGCUGUGGCAAAACAGCCCUUGCCCAUGCAGUGUGCCAUCAACUUAAUCAAUGGCCUGUCUGUGCUCAUAUCACUGUUGUGGACUGUAUUCCAUUCAGAGGUUUGUGUUAAUCAUUCUACUAAAUGAUAUUUUUAAAGGACUUCAUAAUAAAGUGUUAUUUUCAAGGCAUGUGCAACAACACUACAUGGUCACAUAACAUAAACUGUUUACAGGUAGCCAUUAUGACUCCUGAAGGGUCAUGAGGUUAUCCCCAUAUUAAGAUCUCCUUUCAGAUAACCCGUCCAGCCCAGAAAGGUUGCCCACACCACCGGAAUCUAUGUCCCCUACUCUUUAUGAACAGUGGUGUGGGGUCUUUUCAGUUGUCUUUUACAUCUCACAAGAACCAGAUUAGUGAAAGUGCUGUGAGGUGGGACAGUCUACAGUGUAUGGUUUUUUGUCCUUAUCCUAGAAGACUAGAAAGUAUAACCGUCUGCAAAUGUCAUUACAAAGGCAGCACUUUCUUCUCAGCUCUUUAAUUUAAGACCCUGAUUGUUGAUUAAGGGGUUUGAAUCUGCCACAUCCCACGCAGCAGACUGACGCUCUCCCAACUGAGCUAACCAGGCAGCAGUGGUGGCAUUUAGUGUCUUGCUUGCAGGCUUAUUGGUAGUCCUAACGUGGCAAAGAGAUAGAUUACAGGGUGUGUUCAGUGAUUGGAUUGUAUUUUUCUUGCAGGAAAAAGAGUUGAAUCGAUUCAGAAGCAGUGGCAACAGGUGUUUGUUGAGGCCGCUUGGUAUCAACCCUCUGUUAUUCUGUUUGACGAUUUGGAUCAACUUGUGUCAGCUCCCAGUGCCCUUCAAGAAAUGGGUGGAGAAGCUCUGUACAAGCGUCGACUUGCUCAAGGUGAGAGCUGGUAAUAAGUAUUGACUGUCUGUUACACACUGUUCUCACCCAUCUACAUUGUAUGUAUUCAUGUUUUAUGUUUUUGCAUCAGUCAUUUGAGGAUUUAAAAUAUGUGUACAUUUAGUAUGUUAUUUAAUGCAUUACAUUUUCUUUGGGCUGUUUUCCUACCCGUAUGCUUUGUCAGUAACUGUGCUCACGCUGGGAUGGCUCCUCCUAAAAUGUUCUACAAUAUUAGUAUUGGAUUUAAUGAAGCCAAAACAAAUUGUAGAAUUGCACAGGUUUUGGGCAUCCUACUGUUGAACAGUUGUGACUUUUUUGAGCAAAAAAUUUGCCAUCUGUCCUCUUCGAAGAAAUUAUUUAGGUCAAUUAGCAAGGUAUAUCAGUUAGAAAUCUACAUCAUUUCAUUAUUAAAUUUGUUUAAUCCAUGUAAUGUCCAUAAAGAUUUCUCCAUGGGUCUGUUGGCCUUUUCAAGUAAACAUAAAUUAUUUUUUCGUCUUUCAUUCACCAGUAUUCAAAGAUCUGGUCAAUGCAGAAAUUGGCCACAAUAGCAGGGUGGUUGUCAUAGCAACCAGCAAAUCCCAUGAUUCAUUGCAUCCUUCACUACUGACUUCAAGAGGGUGUCACAUAUUUCAAUGCUGUGUGGAGCUGCAUCCGCCAGAUGCAAAUCAGAGACAAGAAAUCCUGCAUGCAAUGAUAAACAAGCGAUUUCCUCAGGAACUUGAACUCAGGUAGAUAUGAAAUUCUAAACUUAUCACAUGCUUUCACUUUAUAGCCAUACAGUCUCGAAGAUCAUCCUUUAAGCUUUUUGUUUUGAGAAGGACACUGAACUUUAAAUUUUGGGUUUUCGUUGAGCUGUUAAUACUCCCUGUUCCCUGCCUUUUUAAAUGAACCACACUGCUAUAAUUGUGGAUCAAAGAUAUAAGAACUCUGUUUAUUCAUUUACCCAUUUUCUGACUUAAGUUCUACCUCCACUGUCUUGACCUUUCCUUGAUGCAUUUAUUUUGCCAUAUCAUAAACUGCUGCUAAUAAGCCCCCCACCCCACUUAUAACUGCCACCCAGUUAUAGCCCAUCUACCUAUAAGCAAAAAAAAAAAACGUCUGAUUUUAAGCCCCCUGGGAUAUAAGCCCCCCCCCCCUCAUUUAUAAGCCCCCUAAAACCCCUUUCAAAGAUGUAUAAGUCCAUGGCUUAUAAGCAGCUAGCCUGUUCCAGGUGUUCAGAUAUUAAAGCACGGGCAAAAAAUUGACGAGGAAAAAAAACAUAGGAGCCCCAGUCUCUCCUUGUUUUUCCUGCGUACAAUUUAACUCGCUCCCCCACAUCUGAACUCAGCGCUCCACUACCUGAACGCCUAGAACACACUAAUAAGCAGCAGUUUAUGGCAUACUCUGUCAACUAGGUCAUCAUCACACACAGUAAUAGUAUAAUUUAGUGUUGAUAUAAUAUUUUGUGUGCUCAUUUCAGUUCACUGGUGAAGAAAACAGAAGGAUUUUCACCCAAAGAUUUGGGAUCGCUACUUGACCGUGCUUUUCACAAGGCAGCAAUCAGGAAGUUGAAACAUUCAAAAGGUGAAUUGAAAUAAAAUAAAAAAAGUAACACAAAAGGGAAGGGUUAAGUGCAGUAGAUUGAUCUCAGUUAACAGACACCCCAUGUACUAAGCAGACAAGCUUAUUCUCAGCUACAUACAAACACUUUUUAACCUCCUUUAAGCAGCACUACCCCGGUUUGGCUGCUUUUUCUGGUCCUAUGGAUUUCCUCUUUCAAGAGGUUCAAUGAAAUGUAGUAAAUACACUGUAGAUGAGGGUAAUAUAUACAUAUUAUACAUUUGAACGAACAAAAGACUAUUAAAAACAGCUUUAUAUCCUGUGAACUAUUUUCUCUAUAUCCACAGAAGGAGGUUUCGGCCCAGCUAUUACAGCACAGGACUUAAAGGAAGCUGUUGAAGGAUUCACACCUGCAGCAUUGAGAGGAGUCAAGUUACACACUGCAGGGGAGUUAGGUUGGUGUGAUGUGGGUGGACUGUCUGCAGUUAAAGGGGCUCUGGUGGAAACACUUCUGUGGCCGACAAAGGUACACACUGAUUAUAAGAUGCAUUGAAUGGUAACUGGUUAAGUCACCCUAAAGCCAUCUCAUCCAAAGUCACCUGGCCUGUUUCCUAAGGCAAGCCUAAAAUGUUGUUAUUUGAAGUACCAAUAGAAUUAGACAUUGAUAAGUCUAAGGUAGAAGAUGUUGUAACAGUCAUUUGGACUUACCUGUAACUCUCGGACAAACAAAUAAUUAAUACACAGGUAAAACUUACAGCUUUAAGGAGUUAUUAUAAAGAACUGCCCACAUGCCAUUUGUAGAAUGCUCUUCCUACACAUCAUUGUACUUUAUUAGGUAGUGUGUUUCUGUGUACAAUUGCAACUUUGCAAAUCAGUUUGUUUUAUUUUUCAUCAGUACUCAUGGCUCUUCAGUAAAUGUCCUUUACGUAUGAGGUCAGGUCUUCUCCUUUACGGACCCCCUGGUACUGGGAAGACUAUGUUAGCUGGUGUUGUUGCUAAGGAAUGUGGGCUCAACUUCAUCAGCAUUAAAGGACCAGAAUUGCUUAGUAAAUACAUUGGAGCCAGUGAACAGGCAGUCAGAGAUAUGUUUACCAGGUAAUUAAGAGGUUACAUUAAAAAAAAAAUUGGACCAAUUUUUACAAGUUGCUUAUUCGUUUCCAUCCAGGCCAUGGAACGCCAAAGACGUGCACUCAUGGUUGAGCUUUUAGUCACUAGAAGAGCAAUUCCAAAUAAAACUGAGCCAUUAUUGAAGGGUUUUCUUUGAUUUCAAAUCUGUUUUAACGGUUUCAAAUGAAUACCAAACAGUCGUGAAAUACAAUGUAGCUCCUUUUAGGAAAAGGAAAUUUGUGCAACGUAAUGCGAUGUUGAGUGAUAUAAAGACUAGUUACAGUAUUUUUAAAAGCUCACUUCCACUUCUCAAAAUCCACGAUGCUUCCUAUAAUACAGGCAUCUCUCUAUUAUGGACAAUUUCACCUGCUCUCACAGAUACCGAAUUUCACAUGUUCCCACCUCUUUAGUACAGUCACCCCUUUGAUGAGGGCAAAAGCCCACGUGGGAUAUAUCAUAGUUCUAACAUGACUCCGAGCGGACAAAACUGCAAUUCCAUUGUCUUGAAGAAACUUGAGAACAAAGAAAGCCCAACCAAAUAUAGAAAUAUGACCAGAAAGCCUCAGAGUCAUGUUAGAACGAACAUGUGCUAUUGACUCGCCUUCCCUAGCUGUUCCUUUAGUGUUCAUAUUGAUGAUGUUCAAUUGUAUUGGAAUGUUCUUCAAGAGCAAUAUUAGAGACCUUUAGAUUCGAGGACGUAGUGCAUGAGCCAGGUAGGGUCACUGAUACCACUCGGGGAGACAAAGGCUCUCCUACAAGGACGACUACGAGUACGAGAUUUGACUUGAAGUUUUUUCGCGUCUUCUCAAAAUAUAGACUUCCCGGAAAGCUUCAUUUUACCAUUUUUCACUAGAAAAGUUAGCAUUGUUAUCUUUAGUGAAGGAGGUUACGCGCUCUCCCGAUCCCACUAUAAUGAUAAAACUUCUAACAUUUGGUUUCUUGUUUUCGCCACCACGACAUUCGCGCGAAAACUCGUAGUAGAAUGACGACGGCUACCACAUUUUCCCGCCAAAAUAACACUGGCUCACGCAACACCGCGGCAAAACGUCUACGCAUGCGCCAGGUUGAGCAUUUCCGGUCUCUUUUUCAGUCACACUUUCCAGUCAGACCAAAGUCUCCCGCGCGCUCUCGGCUUCAUUCUGUGUGCAGCUUGUGGUUCAGUUGUUCUGCUUUAUGCUGCUCGUGUUUUUGACUAUUUUGUACUUAUUGAAAUUGCUUUUAUGGAUAACCAGGCACAGAUCACUGAAACAAUUAGUCGAUUAGAUUCAGAAAAGGUAAGAUGAUAAUAACUCAGUGUGUAAUUUUGGCUAGAGCGUCAGGUAAACUGAUUUUCAUUCACGAAAAUAAAGUUUUUGACUGUUAUUUUUCACUUAACCUGGCUGAAACUAAGACAUAAAAUUAAAACGUUAUCAUUGCAAGCUUGUGUAUUGUAGUUCUAAUUUUCAGUUCUUCAGUUUCUCAGUCUACAUGUGUUAAAGCCGAUUCAAACUUUAUUUGGAAAACGACAACACACAAUCGCUUUGUAGUUUUGUUUACCAGUGGGUUUUACCGUGUUUUAAAACGAAACUCUUCUGGGUUGAUUGCCAUGAAACAUAAGCUUAAUUAUACUGUUGAGCCGGUUGGCAGCAAGUUGACAACUCUAUUUAUUUAUUUUUUCAUUCUCAGAAUCAGAGAGCGAAAGCUGGUUCAGUGGCUUUUAGAAGUCGAACUUUUCAUGCCAUGUAUUUAGCAGCUAGAAGUUUCGUGUUUGCAUGAGAUGCAGCCGAGCCGCACAGUCUGAAAUUAUUGAAGUCUUCAACAAAAGAACAACCAUGUAAAAGAAUUAAAUAGGCAUUUUCUUCAAUGAAAGUCAUUUAUAGGCAUGUUUAGUUUCCCGGUGACUGCAGUCAUCAAAGUCAAAGUUGUUAUUAAAUCCCGCCCAUCUUUUGUUUUGAGUUCUUGUUUUCUCUGAUAAUAAAACAAAUUAUUGAACGGACUAAAAUUUUAUUUCCUGGUUUUAGUGUUUUUAUGAUAAUGAUGACGUCUUUAUUUUGGUUUCUUUCAUAAGUAUUGUUAUUCUUUUCUUAGUUGUCGCCUUCUCCCAAAUUAACUUAUGCCAAACCAGUAGCAUGCAAGAAAGCCAGUAAAAACAAAUUCGUCUUGUCGAGCGCUCGCGAGCUACUGCAAACUUCAAACAUGAUUUUCACCGUUGGUGCAAACAGAUAACCAUGUGGUGCAAAAGUUUGAGAAUAGAAAAAUAUAUAAGCUUUCGAAUGAAGUGAUUUUUUGGGCCCCCUUUUUUGCCUGUUUCGCCCUUUUUGCUUGUAAACUUGGCGCGACGGCAAAGUUAUGCUUACGCUAUUGGUUUAUAUACUAGACCGGAAAUAAAAAGCUGACCGGAUAUUAAAUUUUGUGCUCAUGCGCAUUGCGUUUUGCCGCGGUGUUGGCUCACGCGCGUACACCACUUCAAGUUUGAGAAAAUCUCGUACUCGUCUUAGAAUACCUAGAAUCUAAAGCUCUCUGUUACUUUAAAUUUAAUACAGAGCCCAGAGUGCCAAGCCUUGUAUUCUGUUCUUUGAUGAGUUUGAUUCACUUGCACCUCGCCGUGGGCAUGACAGCACAGGGGUAACAGACAGAGUUGUCAAUCAACUUUUGACCCAGCUGGAUGGAGUUGAGGGACUGGAUGGAGUCUAUAUACUGGCUGCCACGAGUCGUCCAGAUUUGAUAGACCCUGCUCUUCUCAGACCAGGAAGACUAGACAAGUGUUUGUACUGUGGUAUACCAGAAAAGGUAAUUUUGUAAGUGGGACAAUAUGAACCGAAUAAGUACUGGUUGCCUCAUACGCGUAAAGGGACCUGGAGAUGACACAAGCCCUGCUGUUUUCUGUUUGCACGUCUUAUCUGGCAUUACAAUCGAGCCUCCAUGUGCCACCACCUCUCGUAAGCGACCCCCUCCCAUAAUAUAAGCGACCACUCAUCCAAGUCAACAACAUUUUCCCAGUCAAAGCCUUAUAGCUGUAACCCUCGUAAACGAUCACCUCUCGCAAUCGACGGAAACCACUUUUACAAUGAUGGUUUUAUAAUUUUUCAUUGUUUUUCAUCUCUUGUAAGCCAUCACCUCUAUACAAUGCGGAAUGCCUAGUCUAAUCUUUGUAUUUGAGAAGAACUUUCAGAAACAACAUGGGCUUACAUAUAUUGUAACCUAGAAAUUGUAUAAUUACAUUUCCUCCAUGAAGUAGAUGUGUCCCGACUUCUUCUCUUAAAGACCUCCAGCAAUUCGAAUCGUAAGCGACCACCACCCGUUGGCGACCACUGUUUACGGGAGCUUCGACUGUAUAUUCAUAUUAAACUGAUUCAAAUUAAACUACCUACGCCUCCACAUUUAAAGACUAAGUCUUAGAAGGAAUCGUGUGAUAUUGUCCCUGCUGUUUGGGAUGUGUUUCAAGUGUGUAUUCUAGAAUAACAUUGAAAACUUCUAGUUCAAACCGAAGGCGAUUAUGCUUGUACAAUAACAAGACAAUUGGGACAAUUGUUUCAAAAAGUGGAUAUUUUCAAUAACUUUAGGCUGAAUCUAGUUAUUCAUUUUACAGUCAGAGAGACUUGAAAUCCUACGAGCCCUAUCAAGAUCUCUUCUCUUGGCCAAGGACACGAAGCUAGCCGAUAUUUCAGACAUGUGUGAAAACUUUACCGGAGCGGACUUGAAAGCCCUGUUGUACAAUGCCCAGUUAGCGGCAAUACACAGGAACACCAGCAAUAGUCAACUGUAUAAAGGCCUGUUUAACAAGGACAGUGAAAGAGGAGAUGAUGAAAAUGACAGUUUGCAAAAUAAAGAUAUAAAAGAGAAGGUUGUUUACAUUCCUAACUUGGUAAAAGGUCCUGUACACGUCUCAUCAGACGAACUGACAAAGCUGUAUUCCGAGGUAAGUGAAAUAUCCGUUAGUCUGCGACAACAGCCGUCUCUUUUCGCCGCUAGGAACGUUUUGAUAAACGUCCCUAGCGGGAAAAAGCGAGGAGAGACAGCUGUUAUCGCAGGCUAAAUAUCCGUGUUCAUAGUCGGAAUGAGUAAAUAAUCGGUGAAUAUUUCUGUUUUCAUUAUAAGAACAAAAAAAAUGUAUGUAUGACUAUAUGGCAGGCUGAACGGGCUAGUUGCACAAAGUUUUGAUAAUUGAAGUCGCCAAGCAUUGAUAUUUGAAAGUUGAAUACGGUAAUUUUUGCCGGGUUGGCUAGUAGGACAUUUUACUCACUUGCACAAAAUUUCGAAGAAAAAAUUCAUGUAAAAAUGAAAUCUAUAGUCUUAAUUCUUGUUGCCUAGAGUGCUAACAUUUGAUUCCUUUCUAUUAGGUUAUGGUUAUCGAAGAACAUCUCCGACAGCGGAACGGGAGUGAUAAAAAGGUAUAAGAAUGGAUUAUAAUAAAUGAUGGUUGUAAUUGAAAGCAAGAUCUCAGCGAGAGUGAUUAUCCCUCAUUAGGAUGCACGGAGUUCAACAUUAAUCAAUCAUACAGUUCCAGUCAGCACUUUCUGUGCUGGACUUUGUAAGGGUCACUGACUAAACAGUUGACGGUCGUUUCGCCAACCGUGAAGCAGCAAUUUGUUUGACCUGGCUCAUUUGCAAAACGACUUACCGCGUUAGCGAACAGGACUUUAGCGAAAUGACCGGUCACCAUGUUAACGAAGGCGGGCAAUCCAUUAUUCUUAUUGCACUUUUAAAUAUAUUGCUCUGCUCUUCCCUAACGAAAAGACGUUCUUUUAAAAUUGGAUAACCCCUUAAAGCAAGUAUUCCUUUGCAACGAAUUAGAGGAAUAAAAAGUUUAAACGUUGUUUCUCUCCUCGUAGAUGACAGCCACUGAAGUAUCAAAGCAACAACCAGCAGGUGGAAUAGAAAUCAGUCAGUCUGAUUUGCUACAAGCUGCGUCAUCCAUGGGCCCCUCCGUGUCCGACAGCGAAAGGCGUAAAUACCAGGCAAUGUACGUAUUGAACAUCUUAAAGUGCUUGUUAUGGGCUGGUGGCGGUAGCCUGCGUGGCAGGCGCAAAAAGCAAGGGGUGGGGAGGGGCAAAAGCGCGAAAGGGUAAAGAGAAACCUCUCCCCAAUCCCCUCUUCCAAAUUUCCGUCUCCCCGACCUCCUACCCGUCCCUACUGCUUUUGACGCCUGCGAAGAAGGCUAGGCUGGUGGAAUGCUGGUGGUAAUCAUGUCAAUUGCAGCCUUGGUUUGACUCCUCCCCAAUCGUCUUAUAUCGUUAGGGAGUUUACUCAACAAGAGGAUGACAAACCGCUUGAGUGGGACAAACGUGACGAGGCUAUUACUCGCGUGUUUUGUCGGGAAGUCACUUAACAUUGAUGCGUUUUGCUCUUGUACAAAAAGAUCUGUUCAAAGGAAUGUGAAGUUUUGCGGAAGGUUUUUUCAAACAAAAAUAUUGUCACGCUUGUCGCACAAGGUUUGCUGUCGUCUUUCCUCUCCGGUCCUGUUGCGUAAGUUUACUAUUUUUGAGCCCGAUAACGGAACAAUAGGGAGCUUAAAAGCAACAGCGAUUUCGAGCGACGGACGUCAACCGGAAGUGGACUUUUUGCAUCAUUGGGCAGUGGUUUGGCUCAAACUCUCGGGUAAAUCGUCUUUAUAAGAGAAAAGAAACUUAGCAAUACAAAUUUGUUAGCGCCAAGGCCUAUAAAAAGGGAGAAGGCCUCACUUCCGGUUGACAUGUGUCGCUCAAAAACGCCUUUGCUUAAGCUCCCUAAUCAUGGGAGACUAUUACGGCAUCUCGACGAAGAGGACGAUGGCAAAGGAGAGAGGGGGGGGAAAGAAGAAACGCGCCUACCCGCGCUCGCACUUCCCUCGUUUUAUAUUAUUUUUGAAAAUUAGUAGGGAACUAAAAAAGAUAACCUCCCACGCGGACUUUCUUAGAAGAAGCCCUAAGAAGGUUCGCGUGGGAGGCUACAAAAGAGACUACUUUAGACGAUCAAAACCUGGAUGCCAUGGUUUGUUAAGAGUGUUGGACAGUGGUUCCCUGUUAGCAGAGGCCUCUUUUCUCUGCUAUUCGGAGCCUUUACUGGCGGGGAAGACAGUGUGAACGGUGCCAUGAGAAGUGAAGAGGAAAAACAAAGCACAGGGGGUGGUGAAAUGCCUUGAAGGUUCCAAGAGGAUUACUCUAGACUUUGGUCUGUGAUGGUGAUUUCAGAGAGGAAAUUUUGUGGGCGUUACUGUUACAUUAGAACUUACGGUCACCACAAUGUUAUUUUGUUUUUCAGAUAUGAUACAUUCAUUAAAUCGCGUGGAGGAGAUUUUGGUCAAAAUUCCACUGGACAAGGAAAAGCAACUUUAGCCUGAACGUUUCGGUCUGGAUGCGAUACCAGAGACAUGGUAUACAUGAGAACCAACCCAAAUGGCUCAAAGCGUGUGAACCAAUGAACUUUGGAACUGAACUUAGUCUAGAUUUCAGUGCUACAAAAGAAGCACAUUAUGUAUGCCACUGACAUGGCUUCUAAUAACUUUUUUCAAGUUACCAUAUUUACUCAAAUAAGCUCCGCAUUGAGACGUUGAUUCUGUUAAAACGGAAAAUAAUAAUACCGCGUCCAACUUUCAAAUAAACACCGCCCUCGAAUAAGCGCCGCAUUUAAGGCUUGAAAAGCGUUGCAGCACUUUUUCGAGUUAAUACGGUAUGUCAAGUUUACAAGCCAAGUAACGCUCAUUAUUUCCAAAAAUGUGCUUAAAAAUACGAUACAGAACAUAGCACUGGCCCAAGGAUAGAGAGAGAGAUUUGCCAUUUUCUCAAAUGUUUCAUACGUUGUGGUUCAAUUUUAUCCUUGGUUUAAAUUUUAUUUUCUUUUGUUUUUGUGUAUGGUAAUGUAUGAUAAUGAGUUUGAAACAAAAGAAAAUAGUGGCCACACGACCACAAAAAAUUGGCCCUGCAAACAACACGCACGCCUUCUGUAACAGCUACAAUAAUGACUGACAGUUCACUUUUAAAGUCUUUAAUUAUUUUGCUUAGGAAAUUAUAUUUUACAUUUAACUCUACCCUAUGGCCAAGAUAAUUAAUGAGUUUGUUAUUGUGCCAAUUAAACCCAGU